AUGGAUCUACAGGAACGCCUUGCUGCGGAUACAAAAAGUGCAAUGCCUUCUGCUGUGCUUGCCCAGGAGGUGAUCUCGGUCAUUCGAGAGGCCAUCGAACAGCCCGGUAUAGAAUGGACGUCUGUCAUUACGGCGCCUUGCGACUCCGUGCACUCCACCUAUGAAGAGUGGACCUGCCGUGCCAGCCACAUUAUAACGUGGUAUCCUCCUCCAGCGACAAGACGCGCACCUCCCGAAGACUCAGCGACAACCGUAUUCAGCGCCGGUGAGCCAGUGGAAACCAUCACAGGAAGUCUUCAGCCAGCCUUUGCAAACGUCCUGAAGCAUCCUCUCCACAAUCACAAAAUGCUUUCAGAAUUGCAGGAGACGUUCGCCGCGUGA
Cladophialophora bantiana CBS 173.52 is the source of this 381-nucleotide messenger RNA. RefSeq lists its product as uncharacterized. The coding region runs from base 1 to 381 and encodes 126 amino acids. NCBI's taxonomy places the organism in Eukaryota, Fungi, Ascomycota, Eurotiomycetes, Chaetothyriales, Herpotrichiellaceae. The record is from RefSeq and is a predicted model, not a curated record. The transcript has 2 exons.